CGUUUCUCUCGAAGGCCCGCUGCUCUGUGAAUCACAGGGUCAGCGGCAUCCGCCGGCUGCUGCAGCCGUUCGUGCUCCGGCCUCAAGCUGCGGUGGGAGCUGCGUGAAAACAGGCCACAGCCUGCGAAUAAGCUGCUGACGAUGACUGGCAACACGCAGCAGCUCACCACAGGCCUCCAUGUGAAGAUCAUACGCACUCCUAUGUGUCUGUAUCUUGCAUCAGUCGUUUCGCUGACUCAUGCGUUUCCACAGCCCACAUCCUUUGUCAGAAAUUUUAAAGGCGGGGGUUCACAUCGAGGUGGGCUUCUGUGCAUUUCACCAUCGCAUCAAAGAGCAAAGACAGAAUGUUUGGCCUCUCUGCUUUGAUCUCUUACACUCUCCUCCUCAGUGUCCAGUCCAGUUCUGGAUCUGAGAUCAUUGGUGGGAGAGAGGUGGCGCCCCACUCCAUGCCGUUCAUGGCUCUGCUGGAGAGUAAGGACUCAACCUGUGGAGGGAUACUGAUCCAUCAGUCAUGGGUGCUGACGGCCGCCCACUGUAAAGACAUUAAGACGGUCUUGCUGGGCGUCCACUCCAUCAAAUCAAAGGAAAAUGAGAAAGGUUCCAGGCAGGUUCGGACGGUUAAGAAGAGUUUUCCUCAUCCCUGCUUUGACCAAACGGAAAAGACCAAUGAUCUCAUGCUGCUAAAGCUUGCCAAAUCAGUGAAACAGACUCAGACGGUGAAGUGGCUGAAGCUGGGGAACAGCGUCCAGGACCCCAAAGGCGGCAGCGUGUGCGUGGUGGCCGGGUGGGGCAAGAAGAGCAACACCGCCCGCCAGGGGUCCGACGUCCUGAUGUCUGCCAACGUGACGGUCAUCGACAGGCUCAAGUGCAACUCUCCUCAGCACUACAACCUCAAGCCCUUCAUCAGCAGCGGGAUGGUGUGUGCCGGCGCCGACCGCUCCAACAGCGCCGACACCUGCCAGGGCGACUCCGGAGGCCCCCUGCUGUGCAACGGAGAGCUGGUUGGAGUCACUUCCUUUGGCCGACGCUGUGGACUGGUUCAGUUUCCGGGAGUCUACACGCUGCUCACACCAAAACAGCUGAACUGGAUCAGAAAGACUAUGUCAAACCCCAAAUAUGAACCACAUCCUUUGAGCAGAAUGUUUAAAAGCAAGGGUGAAGGUCGGAGUGGGCUUCUGUCUCAUUCGCCAUCGCGACGGAGAAAGAAGAGAAGAAGAAACAUGUUUGGUCCAACGGGUUUCAGCGCUUUCAUUUCUUGCAUCAUUAUCCUCAGUGUCCGUCUUAGUUCUGGAUCUGAGAUCAUUGGUGGGAAAGAGGUGAAGCCCCACUCCAUGCCGUUCAUGGCUCUGCUGGGGAGUAAGAGACCAACCUGUGGAGGGAUACUGAUCCAGCCGUCAUGGGUGCUGACGGCCGCCCACUGUAAUCAAACUAAGAAGGUCUGGCUGGGCGUCCACUCCAUCAAAUCACAAAAAGAAAGUUCAACACAGGUCCGAGAGGUUAAAAAAAGUUUUCCUCAUCCAAAGUAUGAAGAGAAAAAUCUUCUCCAUGAUCUCAUGUUGCUAAAGCUUGACAAACCUGUGGAGAAAACCAAGACCGUGAAUUGGCUGAAGCUGGGCAAAAAAGUCAAAGAUCCAAAAGCUGGUACCAUCUGUGUAGCGGCAGGAUGGGGACAAAGUAACAACAAUAUAAAGAAAAUGUCAGACGUCCUAAUGUCCGUCAAGGUGCCUGUGAUCAACAGGAAGACAUGCAACUCUCUUUACAACAGGAACCCCCCCAUCACCGACAGCAUGGUGUGUGCUGGCAAAGACGAGGCUGACACCUGUAAGGGGGAUUCUGGAGGCCCCCUGCUGGUCAAAGGUGCGCUGGUUGGCAUCACUUCGUUUGGUGGCAAAGAGUGUGGCAACAGUACACGUCCUGGGGUGUACACCUUCCUCACAGCUGAGCAUCUUGGUUGGAUCAAUAAUGUAAUGAAGUCUUAAAUGCAAUGAAUUAAAGUCACCGCUUUGCUUUAUUUUUAAGGUCAUUUUUAAUUGUGUGAGAGCAGCGUUCCAAUUAAAGACUCAGCAUUUUC
Molecule: messenger RNA, 2071 nt
Organism: Betta splendens (Siamese fighting fish)
Lineage: Eukaryota; Metazoa; Chordata; Actinopteri; Anabantiformes; Osphronemidae
Product: polyserase-2-like
Exons: 10
Coding region: 345-1979 (544 amino acids)
Biological process (GO): proteolysis
Molecular function (GO): serine-type endopeptidase activity
Source: RefSeq, a predicted model, not a curated record